Molecule: messenger RNA, 1280 nt
Organism: Lolium rigidum
Lineage: Eukaryota; Viridiplantae; Streptophyta; Magnoliopsida; Poales; Poaceae
Product: translation initiation factor IF-2-like
Exons: 1
Coding region: 1-912 (303 amino acids)
Source: RefSeq, a predicted model, not a curated record
AUGAACUGCUCCUUCCUCAUCAAGGCAGCGCCGGUCGCCGUGAUCGUGGCCUUCCUGGCGGCCACGGUGGGCGCAUCCUCGUUCGUCUCCGUCGCGCCUCUCCCCUCCGACCUCCUCUCGUCCCCUCCCUUCCUAUGGAUCGCCGCCAACGUCAUCAUCAUCUGGCUCGUCACCUCCAAUCGCCACCACAAAACCGCCGGCACGGCCGUAGCCGCAGCCAUGGACAACCUCUUUCCAUCGUCCGAACAUGACGUCUUUGCUGCGGCUCUUGACGCCGUCGUCGCGCCGGUCCUGGACUCGGUGAGGCAGCCGCGGGAAGCAAGAACGGCCAAGAGGCCGGCCGACCGCCCCCGCGUCCGCAAGAAGUCGGCCGACGAGGCAAAGCCGCCAGCAGCCGUCGUGGCGGAGGCCAAGCCCAUGCCCAUCUUCAAGAAGGAACGCAGCGAGGAAGAGAAGCCGACAGCCGCCACCGCCACCGCUGCCAAGCCCGACGACGCCGAGGACGUAUCGAUGGACUCCGCGUGGCAGUCCAUCGUGCGGAGCGGUGUGGCGCGACCGGUGGUGGUGCCGAAGAGCGAGACAUGGGGCGGCGAAGAGCUGCCAAGGAUGCGGCGCACAGCCGACAAGGCCGUCGCCGCACGGAAGGAGAUGCGGAAGUCGGCCUCGAUGGUGCCGCCGUCGCCACCGCACCCGAGCGCAGCAUCGUCGUCGUCGUCGUCUCCGAUUGCGGAGAAGCAGGGGUGGCGCACCAGGGACGUGCUGGUGAUGGCGCAUGACGAGCUCCUGCGCCGCGCCGAGAGCUUCAUCCGCAAGCAGCACGAGCACCUGCGCAUCCAGCGCCAGGAGUCCGACCAGCGCAAGGCUAUGGAGCAAGACCACCGCCCGCGUGCCCACGCGCUCAUCCGCGUGUAGCCAGCCGACGUGGCCGACACAUGACCGAAGACACUCCAUGCAUCGCCUAUGCAAGCACGGAAGACUGUACAGAAGUUAGCUAGCUAUCUACUUGCAUCGUCAAGAGACAAAAGUGCAUCGCCUUUGCAUGCCAUAGUUAGCUAAAUGGAACGAAAUACAGCAUAGGUGGAGGGGAAUCCGGCUAUGGCUGUGAACUUAAUUAGCAGAUUGAAGCAAUACGGGCGAUUAUGCACCGCAUCCUCCUUCCAUCGAUCGAUGUUUGAUUAAAUCCGCAUGUAAGAUUAUGUGUGCGUGAGGGAUCUUUACUACCAGCCAGUGCAUGUAUAUUAAUCUCUAAAUAAAUAGAGAGUAGUAACCGUUUCUUUGUU